GUCCAAUCAGAUCCGUCUGCGGUGCGGCUAGCGGUAAGACAGCGCGUGUAUUAAAGUACACAAAAGGAGGCCUCGAGCGGAAAUCAGCCCAGUGUCAACGACCCCGUGUCGGGCACAAGGGCUUUUAAUAUUCAAAUAAAAACAUUUUGUUGGGAUUUACUUUGCUUUCUGGACUGUUUCUGCGUUUGCAACAUGACAACCGAGUGACCGUUCAUCCGGACAACGAGAUUAUUAAUUAUAAUUUGAUGAUAUGACUUGAAGGAAGCAGAUGUCCUUUGCUGGGAACUGAGGAGCCAGAACUACACUGGUUGAUGGUGAAGAAACAAUGUUGUAGGAAAAUAACUGCAGAAACGUGUGGCCACAUGCUGGUACAACACCCACGUGUAUACACUGAAAAUACAGCACAUUGAGUGAUUGCUGCCGACUGUGAAGAGGUUGCCAUGAAAGGGGUGAGCUCCAGGUCUGCAUUCAUUCUGGGAUUUCUGGUGGGCUGCCUCUCUCUUUACUUCUUCCUGAAGGAGGUGUGGUUCGAGCGAAGCUUUAGUCUGUGGCUCAGUGGACAGCAGGACAAGGAGACCGUCAACAACAUCAGCUGGAUGGUGCACCGCUAUGCUCUCGUCAACCUGAAUCACCCUCAUCAUGCAGAAGAAGACAGCCAUGUUGCAGAUGAGCUUUACAAGAAAGUACGUAUCCUGUGCUGGGUCAUGACCGGCCCUAGCAACCUGCAGUCAAAAGCUCGGCAUGUAAAAGCGACGUGGACUCGUCACUGCAACACGGUGCUGUUCAUGAGCUCGGUGGAGGAUCGUGACUUCCCAGCAGUGGGCCUCGGAACAGGAGAAGGACGCGAUCAGCUCUACUGGAAGACCAUCCGAGCGUUCCAUUACGCCCUGAAGAACCACGGCGACGAUGCGGACUGGUUCCUCAAGGCUGACGAUGACACUUUUGUGGUGGUGGACAACCUGCGCUUGCUCCUGUCCAAUUAUUCCCCAGAGGAGCCGAUCUACUUCGGCAAGCGCUUCAAACCCUACGCCAAGCAGGGCUACAUGAGCGGCGGUGCUGGAUACGUGCUCAGCAAGGAGGCGCUGAAGCGAUUUGUGCAGGGCUUCAGCACCCAAGUUUGCACUCAUACUUCCUCUGUGGAGGACCUGGCUUUGGGUCAGUGUAUGGAGAAGAUGGGAGUCUUGGCUGGAGACUCGAGGGAUAGUUUACAGCGCGAGACCUUCCACCCAUUCGUCCCUGAGCACCAUCUCACUCAGGUUUUCCACAAAUCCUUCUGGUACUGGAGUUACUGCUACUAUCCCAUUGUGGCGGGUCCACAGUGCUGCUCUGAUCUCGCUGUGUCCUUCCAUUACGUGGACUCUGAGCUGAUGUACCUUCUAGAGUACUACACGUACCAUCUGCGGCCUUACGGCUACCAGUACCGCUAUAAACCUCCAUAUCCACCUAUCCUUCACACAACUGAGAACCCUGACGCACCAGUGAAGGUCACUGUGAAAGUAGCACCGCAUGUAGCAGAACAACCAAAGGCGCCCAACCCGAUGCAGCAGAACGGGGUCAGGCCAGAAGGACAGGGGGAUACAGAGGGGGACACAGUGCAAAAGACAGUAAAAGAGAUCAAACCAGCGAACAACAGCACUGCAACUUUACAGAAGAGCCAGAGAGAAUCGUCAGGCAGCUGAAAUUGUUGUGUCUUAUGUAGAGGAAGAGAACGUGCACAUGGAAAUGUACUGUAGAUUGAAUGCAGUGAUGUAUGGUGCAGCUCCUCUGAAGUGUCAAAUCACCGGUUUAUAUUAGCCUACUCAUUCUAAUACCUUAAUGUGUCUGCGAACUCAGAGAUAUUGGUAUGGCGAAGCUUCCUGUUGAGAGAUGUUUGUGGAAGGAAUCACCAGAGUCAGCACUUUGUCACAGUCCACCACGGGACCAUUUAACAGAUUUAUAGAUUUUCUCUUAACAUGAUUGUAAACGGAUAAAAAGGCAUCAUGUUCUUUAAUAAAUAAUAAAGGUGCCGUGGUAUAAGAGGAAUACAUUUCUUCGGGGUGGGCUGUUACAGGAAAUUAAUUCACUUUGGAUUUUAAUAGUCACACGGCUUUGAUUCAUUUUCCCAAAACAUUUCACAUGCCUUGACCCUGAGGCAGUUCCGUCUGUGUAGACUGUGUAGGUUUCUUCACCUUUUAUUUAUUUUAAUUUCAGUUUUAAUCGAGUUUCCAUUGGGUAAAACUAGCAAUAUUACCAGAGGCGUAUUGGCCAUCAUGGGAGAGUUCGAGUGUGUCAUUUACCAGGUGGACAGUCGAUUGCAUCUUUUUUCAGGGCAUAAUCUUAUUAUAUUCAUUCGCUGUUUGUUUUCGCUUCCGGUAUUCCACGUUUAUUUUUUUUGUUGCUGAUGAGGCUGUACAGCUAUACAUCAUACACUGUAAUUCUGAUUUACAGCAACGUCAGAAAUAUUUUUGUACCAACGAAGGAGCACUGACCAUUUUAAAAUAUUUUCUCAUAAGUUAUUAUCCAGGAAGUGACCUCCAUGUACAGGAUAUAUUUCCUUCUUAAAUUGCCUUCUGCUGCAUUUGAGGUACAGCUUCUCUGGAGGAUGAUGCGGAUUUCUCUUCCUCUUUAUUUUUUUUUUUUGCCAGUGUCUUUGAAGUUCUUGUUGCAAAGAAAGUAUUUUACUAUUUCACUAAUA
Hemibagrus wyckioides is the source of this 2674-nucleotide messenger RNA. RefSeq names its product core 1 synthase, glycoprotein-N-acetylgalactosamine 3-beta-galactosyltransferase 1, like a (gene c1galt1la). NCBI's taxonomy places the organism in Eukaryota, Metazoa, Chordata, Actinopteri, Siluriformes, Bagridae. The coding region runs from base 441 to 1679 and encodes 412 amino acids. Gene Ontology annotation, molecular function: N-acetylgalactosaminide beta-1,3-galactosyltransferase activity. The transcript has 6 exons. The record is from RefSeq and is a predicted model, not a curated record. Gene Ontology annotation, cellular component: membrane.